AUGUCGACCACUCUCGGCUCGUUCAUUGCAGGAGGGAUCGCCGCCUGCGGUGCAGUCACUGUCACCCACAGCUUCGAGACGGUGAAGAUUCGGUUACAAUUGCAGGGUGAACUCCAGGCCAAGGGAAGUGUGACGAAAAAGUACAAAGGACCUUUGCAUGGUGUAAAGGUCAUUUGGCAGAAUGAGGGUCCAAAGGGUUUAUUCCGAGGAAUUGGUUCUGCCUACAUAUAUCAGGUCCUACUGAACGGUUGCCGUCUUGGGUUUUAUGAGCCCAUCCGAUCCAAUUUUGCCUCGGUCGUCUACAAAGACCCCAGCGUCCAGUCUCUUGGAAUCAACGUCUUCGCAGGCGCUCUUUCAGGAGUUAUCGGUGCCGCCGCUGGAUCACCGUUCUUCCUGGUCAAGACACGUCUUCAAUCCUACUCCCCAUUCCUCCCUGUCGGCACUCAACAUAACUACAAGAACUCGUUCGAUGGCUUGAGCAAGAUCUACCGUUCCGAAGGCAUUCGGGGUGUGUACCGGGGAGUCGGCGCUGCUAUGAUCCGAACUAGUUUCGGUAGUUCCGUACAGCUUCCAACCUAUUUCCUUGCGAAGCGAACCCUCACGAAGCAUUUGGACCUGGCCGAUGGGCCCGCUAUGCACUUAUAUAGUAGCGCACUUUCUGGCUUCGUUGUGUGCUGCUUCAUGCACCCUCCAGACACCAUCAUGGCUCGGUUGUACAACCAGACCGGAAACCUUUACGGCGGUGUGUUCGAUUGUCUGUACAAGACCAUCCGCACCGAGGGUGUGCUGGCCAUCUACAAGGGUUUCUUUGCCCACCUUGCCCGAAUCCUUCCCCACACUAUCUUGACCCUCAGCUUAGCCGAGCAGACCAACAAGUUCAUGCGUCGCGUUGAGGACCGUAUCCUUCCUGACUCCCUCCGUGGCAAGAUCUGA
Molecule: messenger RNA, 933 nt
Organism: Penicillium chermesinum
Lineage: Eukaryota; Fungi; Ascomycota; Eurotiomycetes; Eurotiales; Aspergillaceae
Product: putative mitochondrial oxaloacetate transporter (Oac)
Exons: 5
Coding region: 1-933 (310 amino acids)
Source: RefSeq, a predicted model, not a curated record